Molecule: messenger RNA, 927 nt
Organism: Penicillium concentricum
Lineage: Eukaryota; Fungi; Ascomycota; Eurotiomycetes; Eurotiales; Aspergillaceae
Product: basic secretory family protein
Exons: 1
Coding region: 1-927 (308 amino acids)
Source: RefSeq, a predicted model, not a curated record
AUGACGACAUCCCCAGCACCUCAUCCCUCAGCAAUCCCCAACAUCCCCAAGCAGGCACCGCAGACCCCGAGCAAAGAAGAAAAGCAAACAACCAUAGAAUCCGAUCUCACCUCCCAAAUCCCCCAACCCAAGCUCCGCCUACACGUACAAGAACUACGCCAUCCAGCCUCAACCGCCUUCCUCACCCUCAUCCCAGACGUCGCAUCAACCCUCGACAAAGCCCUAGCAAACAUCAUCAAAUACCUAUACACUUCAUCCCCAAAGUCCGAGAACCCCCAGCGGCCCACCUUCACACCUAGCAUCCCACCAACAAGAUCUGUAACCGUCUUCCUCCGCGAUUACAGCGGCGUAGCCUACACAACAGGCACCGAGCUCGACGAUGCACACAAGGAAAUCCAUGUCUCCCUCCCGUACAUCCAGCACUGUACAUCCGGGCCCUCAGCGAAAGCCGAUCCGCUCCAUGAGCUAGUCGGGGUUCUGACGCACGAGCUCGUGCAUUGUUAUCAGCACACCGCGCCGCCGGGCCUCGAAAACAGUGAUGAGGAUAUACCGGGUCCGCCAGGCGGACUAAUCGAGGGAAUAGCGGACUUUGUGAGACUCAAGGCUGGGCUAGAGCCGCCGCAUUGGAAACGGCCUGUGUCUGCUGCGGAACGGCCGCCGAAGUGGGAUGAGGGGUAUCAGCAUACGGCGUAUUUUUUGGCGUGGAUUGAGGAUGUUAGGGUUGGGAGGGGUGCUGUGGGGAUGUUGAAUGAUCGGCUUUUGAGAGUUGGGUAUGUUGGUGAAGAGGGUAUCGGGUUCUGGAAGGGUCUUUUCGGGGUUGGGGUUGGGGACUUGUGGGAAGAAUACGGACAGUAUCUGGAUAAUCCUACGGUGGGUGUUGGGAGAAGUAGUGGGAAAUGGGAGGAUGAGAUUCUUAACCGGGAAUAA